UGGCUCUUUCCUUGAUCUUUUUCUUUGAUUGCUUUCUUUGCAUUCGUGGGCGGUACUUACGAUGGAGUUGGUCUUGUUUUCUUCUUCCAGGUGGAUCCGUUUCCUCGGAAUGGUUACUAUUCACUGGAGCUUGCUGGAGAAAAGGGAAAAACGAAGAUCCUUGAGAGGUCAGUGACACACUCACUCACAGGUGGUGGUGGUGGCUGCGAUCGAGGCUGCGAGAGAGAGAUGGGAAACCAGUUGACUUGUAUGGCCAACAACAAGAGCGUCACGGACUCCCAGAUCAAAUCGACCAGAUCCUCCUCCAGCAAAAAGGCCAAGAGCAAGGCCAGAUUGGAGGAGGAAUUGCUCCAGCAGCAGCAGGCCCUGGCGCUGGCCCUCUUCCACCAGCAGCAGAAAGUCGGGCGAGCAAUGUCCCAGCGCUACAACGAUACUGCCGCUGCUGCUGCUCUCCACCGAAAGGGAGGCUUUGCCAGAAGCUCCAGCGCCAGGCCUCGCUCGCUGGCCGAUCCGGAGCUCCCACCACACCAAUUUCUCGAGCGUCCGGAUCCCUCGUCCAUUGAGACCACGCACUUUGUUCUCGUCCACGGUGGCGGCUAUGGUGCCUGGUGCUGGUACAAGUCCAUCACAGAUCCAAAUUGCGUCAACAGUCUCUCGCAGUACGCCAAGCCUCUAUCGGACUUCCUCGGCAGUCUUCCACAGGGAGAAAAGGUGAUCUUGGUCGGCCAUGACUUUGGAGGAGCAUGCGUCUCUCACGCGAUGGAGUGGUAUCCCAGCAAGAUCUCGAAAGCCAUCUUCGUUGCCGCUGCCAUGCCGACAAACUCCCAGCGAGCCUUCGAUGUCUUUGCAGUAGAGCUCAUGAGCCCGGCUGAUCUACUCCUCCAGGCACAAAUCUUCACGUACGCAAACGGGGAAUCAAACGCACCCACGGCGCUCGCUUUCGACAAGAGCGCUGUCAAAGAGCUCUUUUUCAACCGCAGUCCUGCAAAGGACGUCGCUUUGGCAUCGGUUUCCUUGCGGCCUAUACCGUUUGCUCCCGUCCUUGAAAAGCUGGUUCUCACCCAAGACAAGUACGGCACGGUACGGCGCUUCUUCGUGGAGACCCCGGAUGACAAUGCCUUGACAAGCGCAUUGCAACACCGCAUUGUGGCCGGGAAUCCUCCGGAGCGCGUUUUCAAAGUGAAAGGCAGCGACCACUCGCCAUUCUUUUCGAAGCCUCAGUCUCUCCACAGAGCACUCGUUGAGAUAGCUCACAGCUAGUCUGGAAGAGAAGAGGACCAACUGAACAAAGUCAAGUAAAAAAAUUCUCACUCUCU
This is a messenger RNA of Selaginella moellendorffii, 1316 nucleotides long. RefSeq names its product putative methylesterase 11, chloroplastic. Bases 229 to 1260 code for a protein of 343 amino acids. Gene Ontology annotation, molecular function: methyl jasmonate esterase activity; methyl indole-3-acetate esterase activity. The transcript has 6 exons. Lineage: Eukaryota; Viridiplantae; Streptophyta; Lycopodiopsida; Selaginellales; Selaginellaceae. The record is from RefSeq and is a predicted model, not a curated record.